AUGAAUGAAAUUGACAAUUCGAACGGAAACGUAACAACAGACAAUCGUGAGCAGGAAAUACCUUUAAAUGAAAAUAAAUCUCCUUUAUUAUCAUCACUAUUAUCAUCUGCAAGACAAGAAAGCUUUUCUAAUGGUCAGCAAAGUAAGAUUUCAUUUAAAAGAAACGAUUUUUGUUUGAUGGAUCCAGCAACAAUUGAACCAAGUUUACAACACGAUGAAAAUAUUGCUUUCAUGACAAAGAAAACAACAGUUCAGCAGCAAAAAAGUGAACCACCAUCUAAUGAAUCUGGUCAAACGACGACGGCUGUUCAUCGAAAUUUUAAUAAUUUGAAUGAUUUACUUCAACGUAAUAAUAAUAACAACAAAUCAUCAAGCACUGGAGAAACAACAACAUCGAAAUCAAUUUUAGAGAAUUGCUUGCUUAAGCCUUCAUCACUUAAAAAUCAACGCCUAGAAUCUCAAAAGCUUUUCCCGAAAAUGGAAGAAAGCGAAUAUCAACAACACCACCAUCACCACCUUUCACAUUCUCAUAACAUUGUCAAUGUCAGUCCAUCAACAUCGGCUUCAAAAAUCUCGCAGCAAUCAUCAGAAGACAGUCGUAAAGUGGAGCCUUUGAAGAUCAGUUUAAAUCGUGAUCACGUUCGAGCUGUCAUUAAAUUUCCUCAAACACAAACAUACGACAGCCUUUCAAAGACAUCCUUACGUCAAUUGCACGUAUCAGAUGAAAAUGAGAAGAAUAUUAAUCAAUCUUCAACAUCACCAACGCAUUCACCUUCGUCGUCUCUCUCGUCCGAAUCUUCGUUCGAUAAUUGUAACAAUGAUAGUACGAGUACUAAUAACAGUAAACGUCAUUCAUCAUCAUCAUCAAUGCAAGUGAUUCCAAAAGUUCACAUUCGAAGUUUUCUUGAUGGAACACUUAAUCAUGAGCAAUCUGAGCUCCAUAUAGUGCCUAAGCUUACCAUUACAGGUUUGAAUUCACCACAAUCUAACAUCAACAAUGAACAGCAACAAAUUUCACAUAAUAAUCAACAGCAAUCAUCAAAUAACGAUCAUUGUACAAUGAUGAAUUCCACAAUAGAAGCAAGUCCAGUCAUUCCUAAAAUAACAAUUAAAAAGGACAACCACACAAGCGAUUACCAUCUAAAUACUGACACCACAAACAUUAUUCCAAAACGACUGACAAAUAAAGCAAACAGUCAAACAAAAGAAAGUGGCGGAAAAUUCACCAUAAAAGCUUUUUCGGAGCCUCAUGUGCCAAAGUUGACUAUCAAAACUACUAACAACUCAGACACUAGUGACAUGAUAAGUGUAAUUGAACAUCAACAACAUUCGAUUUCGAAAAAAACUCAACAAAUGUCACCAACAAAAUUGACGAUAAAGCCAAUUUUAUGUGGAUCUGGUGAGCAGAAAUAUUCGACACCUAAGAUCACCUUAAAAGCUGUCAAUAAUAGUGAAACAACAUAUGAGAAGAUUGUUCCUAAAAUUGUAGUUAAACUUCCAAAAGAUUCAUCAUCUGAAAAUAAGACUGAAGGAGGAAAUGAUUUUGUGUGUAAUGUUGUUUCAUCACCACCAUCACCAUCAUCAGCUCCACCGUCACAAAUACCAACAUUGAAUAUUAAGCCUAUUCUCCCACCACCCUCGAAAGAUGAAAAAGAUGUCAUUGUUGAUGUUCAAUCGCCUUCAGAAGAAAACAAUUUUUCUGUUGUUAAUAAAGUUGUGGAAUCAUCGUCAUCAUCAGAGCCUUUAGAGAUAAACACGACGAGUAGUGUCAUGAUAAAUACAGAUUCUGGUCAAGACUCUCCGAGAAUUAUCUUAAAAAUCAAUAAAGCAAAUAGCGACAAUUCGCUUACAUCAGAAAUAGUUCCUCAUCCAUCGACUGACAUUGUGCAAAGGUCUCAAGUUGCUAAUAAUAAGCGAAAGAAAAACUCGUCAAAUCCUGAAAUGUUCAUGUUCCGUAAUCUAAGGCAGUCACGAAGAAGUAACGAAUCAUCAUCUAAAUCAGUCGAGCAACAAGAAAAACGUCAGAAAAAUGCGGAUAAGAGCCAACCAGUUAAAGCAAUUGAUCCUUUAUCUUUAUCGAAUGAUGCGAUAACAAACUCAAAAUCAGUUGAUGAAUUGGUGACACCAAAACGUGGUCGUGGUCGACCGAAAAAAGUUAUCGUUGAAAAUGUCACAAUUAACAGCACAAUAAAUCCAAUUGAAUCAUCAGAAACUCCUUCAUUGGAGAAAUUAUCACAGGGAUCAUUAGCAGAGAGCAGUGUUGAUGGAAACAAAGAUGAGAAAGAUCUGGAAAAGAAGAAAUCAGGCCGGAGAGGGAGAAAACGGGGUGUACGUGGUAAAAGAAUUGUUGAAAUCAUAAAGAAUGGAAAACCAAUUCAAAUAACACUUGAAGGACAUGAUGAUGAUGACUCACCUUCGUUUUCCUUAUACAAUCGAAGUCUAAAAGAUAAAGUCGGUUCAAAUCGAAAGCAUCGUGGUGGUGGUAAAAGUAGUCGUGCUAAGGGAAAAUUGUCACAUUUUUUGACUCCAGAAAGAUCCAAAAAUGGUCCAUUUAUGACACCAAACAAUGAACAAAAUAAUCGUAGAAAACUAUUCAAUACACCAUCGAAUAUUGAUGAAGAUACACGAAUGAGUAUUGGAGGUGGCGAUUCAUCUCAACAAGCAAGUCUCUUUAAGUCUGCUGAGUUACAAUCAUGUGAAGAGUCACAAAGUUCAAUGAUCAGUAGUGCCAGCAAUACUGUUGAAGGAUCAUCGAAGAAACGUUCUAAAAAGAUGGAAGUUUGUGAACCUGAAGGUCGUACUGAAUUCACAAUCGACUUGUUGGCUGAAUAUGACUGGCCACAAACUGAGCAAGUAAGAAGUCGAGAAACUUUCAUGAUUCAAGAACAAAUUGCUGAAUAUUUGGGUGUGAAGAGUUUCAAAAGAAAAUAUCCUGACUUGAUGCGUCGUCCAGUUGACAUGGAAGAACGAAAUUAUUUGUUCGAAAAUGGUUUUGCAUCAGAGAAGAUGUGCGAUUUAGGACUAACUGCCGUAUUUGCGAAUGAGAUUCUUGACAUAAUGUGCAACGAUUAUCCCGAUAAGUAUGAGGAAUAUAAACGUUAUCAAAGAGAGAAAGCAUUUAAGUUUGCUCGAAUAAGACUCGAGACGGCAGCUGUUGAUCGAAGUCAAAUGAAAAAGGAUAAAGCAAUUUCAUCAGCCUCCGAAUGGAACACAAAAUUCAAUAAAGAUCGACGAAGUAAUCGGCGAUGUUGUAUGGACCUUCAGAAUUUUUUAAUACAAAAACCAACACCGAUUCGUCAUUAUAAAACAAAACCAUCAGUUAAGAAUCAAUCUCAUUAUCCUAUAGCAAUGGUGCCGGGUCAAUUUAGUGAAUAUUAUGAGAAAUAUACUUCGCUUCAAUUAUCAUGCUACCCUCUUAAUACAACUUUAAUUGAUCAAAAUAAAUUGGAAAGUUAUUUAGCAAUUCAUUCAACAUCAUUUGAACCUAGUGAAGAAAGUGACAGUUCGGACAGCGAUGAUGAAGCUGAAGGAGACAACCAAAACAGCAGUAGCACGGAUUCUGACACGUCCAGCAGUACAUGCACGACAGAUGAUGAAUUUGAAGAUCCAAUUUGUUGCAUGUGUUUGACAACACAAUUUGUGAAUUGCUUUCAACAACCUGAGAAGUUUAUCAAAUGUUCAACAUGCAAGAAUCAAGCACAUCCAUCAUGUAUUCAAAUGUCGUCGCGUAUGUAUUUUCGAUCUUUGGCUUAUAAAUGGCAAUGCUCGAAUUGUAAAACAUGCAGCAAAUGUCAAAAAAGAAAGGAUAAUAAAAUGCUUUAUUGCAUUCAAUGUGAUCGAGGCUUUCAUAUUUAUUGUCUAGGACUAAGAAAUAUUCCAGAAGGUCAAUAUCAUUGUGACAAAUGUAACAUUUGUAGUGAGUGUGGAGCGAAAUCACCCGAAGGACAUUUUAAUUCAACAUUAACUCAACAGCAACGUCAAGAAUUAGCAAUGAUUGCCCAAUGGAAUUAUGACGUUGUGAUCAAUCCUUUAACAAACAUCAGUGAACAUCUUUCGAGUUUUUGUUUGCCUUGCUUCAGAAAAUGCAGAACUACAAAUUAACGUCAUUAGGAAGUCAUUUGACUCACGAAUGGAUAUUUACAAAGCUACAAAUAUAGAUAAUAGGAACUGAACAUAUAUUAUAAUACGUUAACUAAUUUUGCUGCAAAAUAGUUAUAAAAAGAAAUGAUGAGCACAAUGAAUUGACGAUUCAUUUCGUUUAAUUUAAUUAUUUAAAAAACCUUCAAAUCUUUUUUCUUUUCAGGAGUUCCAUGUCGGAACAAUUUCUGUUUUUUUGUAACAAUAAGUUGUAUAAAGUUAAUUUGGAUUUGUACAUUUAUUAAUUCUGCUUCUUCAAUGUAAAAAAAGGAUAAAAUUUGAAAAAUAAAAUUUUAAUGAAAAGACAUCUUAUCUAAAACUCAACAUAAAUCAGCUAACAAUAAAAAUUGUAUUAUCAAAUUUUAUAACUUAACACAAAAACCCCACGCAGAAAAAUAGAACAUUUAUGAAAGAUUGUGUCUCAUGGUAUUGAAAUAAAAC
Molecule: messenger RNA, 4578 nt
Organism: Clunio marinus
Lineage: Eukaryota; Metazoa; Arthropoda; Insecta; Diptera; Chironomidae
Source: the annotation of a GenBank genome assembly